CUUCAGAAAGGCGAGGGGGAGAAGCGGCAUCGUGGGUGGUCCGCCGUGGUGCGCCGACCCGGGUACGCGACGCGCGUUGUGUGGUCCGGCUGAUUCGAGUGUGGUGCGGCUUGGUGCGGCUGUCGCGUAGAAGAUGCGAGACGCUCCGCCCGAGCGAAGCACAGGACUCUGUCGCGUGGUUAACCGGGAUAGAUUCGUCAGCCCGAUCGUACGAAGAUGAUACUCCUGCUGUUCGCCUGCUGCCUGCUGCUCUGCAACGGCUCGCCUUUGGAACUGGAGCAUGGAUUUGCGGCCGGCAACGACGGCGGCGAGAACGGCACGGGGAAGGUUGUGGACCUGAGUCGGAGAAUGAAAGUCGGGGAGUCCAACUAUCUGUUGGACAGGUAUCCCAUAGGCGAACUGUCACCGGACACCUCGGCCUGCCGCAGACCCGCCAAAUGUGUCCCGCUGAUUAAAAGUACUUGUAUGGGUACGAAAUUACCUUACGCUUUUACCACUUUGGACCUCAUACCAGAGCGCGUAACUCAAGACAUUAUUGAGGAAAGAUUGUACUUGUUGCAAGCUUUGAAACAUGUGCCAAAAUGCUGGGCAGUCGUUCAACCAUUUUUGUGCUCGUUAUUCAUGCCGAAGUGCACCAACGACGUAGUCGAAUUGCCGCCUCAAGAGAUGUGCAAGAUGGUGUCGGGACCCUGCAGGAUGCUGAUAAACCACACGAUAUGGCCGAGUUUCGCGAAGUGCGACAAUACGAAAUUGUUCCCGCGAUCAUGCCAGAAUGACAUUAGGGAAUUAAAAUUCAAUAUAUCGGGCAAAUGUCUGAAACCUCUUGUACCUACCGACAACGCUCUUUCGAUCUUCGACGGAGUGGAGGGCUGUGGAACGCAGUGCUACGAUCCGUUAUACACGCCCGAUGAACACAAUCAAAUACACUCGUUCAUCAUAUGGGCCGCAAGCAUCUGCUGCACUUUCAAUUUAUUCACCAUUAUAACAUUUUUGAUAGAUUGGAGAAGCGCAAACAGGUAUCCGGCUGUGGUAAUAUUUUAUAUCAAUGCCUGUUUCAUGGUGUCUUGCAUUGGCUGGCUGGUUCAAUUCACACCUGGCAGCAGGGACGUAAUUGUAUGCCGCAAAGAUGGAACGUUAAGGACGAAAGAACCGAGCGGGGAGAAUCUAUCGUGCGUCGUCGUCUUCGUCCUUGUGUAUUAUUCCCUAAUGGCAGCCGUGGUGUGGUCCGUUAUAUUCACGUACGCUUGGCACAACGUGAACUUGCGAGCGUUCGGCAAGAUAGAUUGGCAAGAUCGGGUGGACAAAAAGAGUGCUUACUUUCAUCUGAUCGCUUGGUGCGUGCCACUCGUUUUGACAGUCGCGAUCAUGGCGUUGGGCCGAAUUGACGGCAACAGCAUGAUGGGAAUUUGCUUCGUGGGUUACGCCGAUCACGUGGCGAAGAUCUUCGUGCUGGGUCCCGUGUUACUUGCUGUACUAAUAGGAGGAUAUUUUAUAUGCAGAGGGCUCUACAUGCUUAUUCACGCGGAAAUAAUCGAUCAAGCGUUCAUGUCUGAAAGAGAUAAAUCGAAGAUAAAUCAAAAUUGUGUUAGAAUAGGGCUCUUUUCAAUAGCUACUCUUGCAGCUGUUGUUGUAACAUUUUACUGCCACAUUUACGAAAUUGAGAAUUUACAGGAGUGGCAACAAAGCUUCAGAAGCUACAUGAUAUGCACGAUUGUGACAAAAUAUGCGGACGUAUCUGAAUGUAAAAUGAGCAUGAGGCCUAGCACAGGUAAACUGCAAUUGCAUUUGCUUGCAUUAUUUUCCAUUGGCAUACUUAAUUCCUCGUGGAUAUGGACUAGCUCGACGGUCGACAUAUGGUGCAGAUUUUUAAGAAGCAUGUGUUUCCUCCUCGUUUGCAGGAUCUUCAAUCGCGAAUCUGAGGAGAUUCCCAUAAGACUGAGCAAGCACAAGCUCAUCGCGCAUUUGUUCGCGAAUCGAAAGACGUUCAACAAGGCCGGCCGUUUGUCAAUAAGUUUCCACAACACCCACGCGGAUCCGGUUGGACUGAACUUCGAUCUCAAUUCCGCGGCGUCGCAGGACAUCAGCAGCACUUGGGCGGCUGCCUUGCCCAAAUUAGUGACGCGAAGGGGCGCGCUAGUCGGCGGCACUGCGGGAUCGGUGUCCAGUAACAGACGGAACUCGGGGGAUUCCGAGAUCAGCUGUAGCUACCAAUGGGUCUCCAUGGAGUCCCGACGAAACUCUCUGGACUCGCAGAUAUCCGUGCAGAUCGCGCAGGUGAAGACAACGCGGAAGGUUGGUGCGAGCCGGUCGCGCGGUCGCCGCGGGAAGAACAGAAGGGAUUUCGGGAAAUCCCGACCGGCCAAAGUCGAUCCGCUCUCCAGGAGAGGCAGCACCACGUCUCAGGACAGUCAGCUGAUGACUCAAGUUCCAAUUCAGAUGCCCAAUAUGGGCAGAAGACUGGGAAACGCCGGACUGGACGAGCGAGCCUUGAAAAUUGUCGACACUAAGAACACGGGCAUGCUUUUGCCCUUUUUGUUGAGAAGGCAGAGCGCCAGUGACGAAAAUUUAAGCAGCGAGGAGAAGAGGCGAGAUUUGGCCGACAAGGAGAACGUCGAUAUAGAAAUGGGCAACAUGGAGAAGGAGGACGAGCAGGACAGUGACAGCGAGGGCAGUCAGUCGGAGGACGAGGUGGCGAUGUUGGAUCCGGAGAACGCGCACGAGCGCAAGAAGAAUAAAGAGCGUGGCAAUAAGAAUUGCAAGACUUACAAUCAUGAAGGCGAUAGAAGAAGUCGCGAGGGCGGUCACAGGGGCAAGUACGUUUUGCAGGACGAAGCUAUGUUCAAGCAUCUGCUGCAGGAGGCUAGCGAUAUUAAGGCGAAGAACGAAAACGAGAAGAAAGAGGCGUACAGGAAAGCUGUGAUGAGCGACUUGGAUUCUAGUCUCACCUCGUGUUAUCCAGAGUUGACGAGAUUGCUGCAGGGCGACGGACAGACCAACGCCAGGGAGAUGGCGACGCAGACUUCGCUGCCGCUCGAUAUACUAGAGAUGGAAGAGUUGAAGCAGAGCAUCGACGAGAUAAUCAAUAGCAGACACUGCAGUUCUAAGGGAACUCAAAUAUCACCACAAUUGAAAAAAAAUAAGAAUAUCACGACGUAAGACUGAGAACUGUUUUUUUUUUGUUCUUUUAAGUAUACUGAAAAAUGUCUGUGCAAGAUAGAUAUCAUUUAUCGAAUUAGUAAAAAUUAUUGCAUCGCUGAUCCAAUUAUAUUUCUUCUCUCGUCGCUUUUAUCAUCGUUAUAGUAUUUUUUGAACAAAAACGAGACAAGCAUUGACUUUUAUCGAUUGUUUUUGACGUUAAGUGAUAUACAAUAAUGAAAUGAUGAUGCAAUAACGAAAGUGCUAAAAAAGGGUUAAAUAAUACCGCUUGAGAAGAUAUGUAGAUACAACAAUACAUAUAAAUAUUUUUCCACAUUUUAUUAUUAUCACUAAAAUAGUAAUCAAAUCUUAGUACACUAUCCAUAACUGACAACUCGCAUCGAGUGCUCUAGGUAAUUAAUUUUUAACUUGUGAUGAUACUAGAAUAUUAAAUAUAUCACGUUGU
Wasmannia auropunctata (little fire ant) is the source of this 3601-nucleotide messenger RNA. It is a transcript of the gene smo, whose product is annotated as protein smoothened. The record is from RefSeq and is a predicted model, not a curated record. The coding region runs from base 217 to 3156 and encodes 979 amino acids. Gene Ontology annotation, biological process: commissural neuron axon guidance; central nervous system development; smoothened signaling pathway. Gene Ontology annotation, molecular function: transmembrane signaling receptor activity; patched binding. NCBI's taxonomy places the organism in Eukaryota, Metazoa, Arthropoda, Insecta, Hymenoptera, Formicidae. Gene Ontology annotation, cellular component: cilium; plasma membrane; dendrite. The transcript is spliced from 8 exons.